This is a messenger RNA of Pteropus alecto (black flying fox), 1927 nucleotides long. It is a transcript of the gene ETNPPL, whose product is annotated as ethanolamine-phosphate phospho-lyase. Bases 1 to 1500 code for a protein of 499 amino acids. Gene Ontology annotation, molecular function: ethanolamine-phosphate phospho-lyase activity; transaminase activity; pyridoxal phosphate binding. The record is from RefSeq and is a predicted model, not a curated record. Gene Ontology annotation, cellular component: mitochondrion. Lineage: Eukaryota; Metazoa; Chordata; Mammalia; Chiroptera; Pteropodidae. The transcript is spliced from 13 exons.
AUGUGCGAGCUGUACUGCAAGAAGGACACUCUAGCGUUGAGGAGGAAGCAUAUCGGGCCCUCAUGCAAAGUUUUCUUUGCUGCGGAUCCCAUCAAAAUAGUGCGAGCCCAGCGGCAGUACAUGUUUGAUGAGAAAGGCGAACAGUACUUGGACUGCAUCAACAACGUCGCCCAUGUGGGACAUUGUCACCCAGAAGUGCUCAAAGCUGCCCUGAAACAGAUGGAACUGCUAAAUACAAAUUCUCGAUUCCUCCACGACAACAUUGUGGAGUACGCCAAGCGCCUUUCCGCAACCCUGCCAGAGAAACUCUCUGUUUGCUAUUUUACAAAUUCAGGAUCUGAAGCCAACGACUUAGCCUUGCGCCUGGCUCGGCAGUUCAGAGGCCACCAAGAUGUAAUCACUCUUGACCAUGCUUACCACGGUCACCUAUCGUCUUUAAUUGAGAUCAGUCCAUAUAAAUUUGGAAAGGGCAAAGAUGUCAAGAAAGAAUUUGUGCACGUGGCACCAACUCCAGACACUUACAGAGGAAAAUAUAGAGAAGACCAUGCAGACCCAGCCAGCGCUUAUGCAGACGAAGUAAAGAAAAUUAUUGAAGAAGCUCAUGAGAGUGGAAGGAAGAUUGCUGCCUUUAUUGCUGAAUCCAUGCAGAGUUGUGGCGGACAAAUAAUUCCUCCAGCAGGCUACUUCCAGAAAGUGGCAGAAUAUGUACACCAAGCAGAGGGUGUGUUUAUAGCUGAUGAAGUUCAGGUAGGAUUUGGACGAGUCGGGAAACAUUUUUGGAGCUUCCAAAUGCAUGGCGAAGACUUUGUUCCAGACAUCGUCACGAUGGGAAAACCAAUGGGCAAUGGCCACCCUGUGGCAUGUGUGGUAACAACCAAAGAAAUUGCAGAGGCCUUCAGCAGCUCGGGGAUGGAGUAUUUCAAUACGUAUGGAGGAAAUCCAGUAUCUUCUGCUAUUGGUUUGGCCGUCCUAGAUGUAAUUGAAAAUGAAGACCUUCAAGAAAAUGCCACAAGAGUAGGGAAUUAUCUUACUGAGUUACUAAAUAAACAGAAGGCUAAGCACAGUUUGAUAGGAGAUAUCAGGGGCGUUGGCCUUUUUAUCGGAAUUGACUUAGUAAAGGACCCUCAGAGAAGGACUCCUGCCACAGCUGAAGCUCAGCAUGUUAUUUACAAGAUGAAAGAAAAGCGAGUGCUUCUCAGUGCUGAUGGACCUCAUAGAAAUGUGCUUAAAAUAAAACCACCUAUGUGCUUCACUGAAGAAGAUGCAAAGUUUAUGGUGGACCAACUCGAUGAGAUUCUGACAGUUUUAGAAGAAGCCAUUGGAGCCCAAACUGAGAGUGUGGUCUCUGAUAAUACACCAUGCAGAACAAAGAUGCCUAAGGAAACACGCUUGGAAUUGCUCAGUGAGGGUGCCCCGGACCAGAAAGAAAAUCCCAGCCAAAAGAGAAAUGGACUGCGCACAGAUAAACAUUCACUGCUCAGUAAGAGGCUCAAGACAUGAGAGAUUAGUGUUUUAUAGCAAUAUAAAUGUCCUGAGUUACAGAGAAUGAAUGGAAGUGUCUCUUCUGUUUAAUAGCUAUUGCAUUCCCUAAAGGCAGAAUUUGCAUUCCUUUUAGAUUUGUAAAUAAAAAAGGUAAAUGGGUACUAAGAAUAAACCAAGUGAUGAUCAAACCAUGUCAAGAUUAUUAGUUUAGCCUCUAGCCUGUUAAUUCUUUACUUGAGAUUUCUGAAUGUACUUAAUUUAUUCCACUAACUUUAAGCUUCAAACUGAGUAUUAUAUUGGCAGUUUUACUUCUCAUGCUUUAAUGACUGAAAUAAGAGAGCAAGCACAACAGAUUCCUUAACUUAAGUGCCUUAAGAUAUGAAUUCUAUAAUGAUUCCAUUUGUAUAUAUUUGUGGACCGUAAUAAAAUAAAAGAUGAUAUAAAC